Messenger RNA from Sitophilus oryzae (rice weevil), 819 nucleotides. Its product is annotated as odorant receptor 30a-like. The transcript has 6 exons. The record is from RefSeq and is a predicted model, not a curated record. Gene Ontology annotation, cellular component: plasma membrane. Lineage: Eukaryota; Metazoa; Arthropoda; Insecta; Coleoptera; Curculionidae. Bases 22 to 681 code for a protein of 219 amino acids. Gene Ontology annotation, molecular function: olfactory receptor activity; odorant binding. Gene Ontology annotation, biological process: detection of chemical stimulus involved in sensory perception of smell; sensory perception of smell.
CAUAAUGGAACUGAAAGACCAAUGUUUCUGUUAAUAAUUUAUUAUCCAUUUCAAAAUUAUUUUUAUAUAAUGCUUGCAUUAGAACAUAUCGGUUCAAUCUGGACUUCUUUGCUUAACUCAGCAUGCUACACUUUUUUAAAUUCCAUUAUGGUAAAUGUCAUAGUGCAAAUGAAGAUAGUACAAUACUAUUUUAAAACUAAUAUACAAGAGGGUGAAAAAAUCAAAGAUGAGUAUGAGGCCGAUAAAAUAUUCACACGAGCAAUUAAAAAACACCAAGAAUUUAUAAGCUAUAUAGAAACUCUAAAUGAGAAUAUCAAAUACGCGGUUAUGAUUGAGUAUUUUGUUGCUUCUCUCAUGGUAGCUAACAUAAUUAUACUUGCUCUGGGGGGAGACAUCUUCUACAUAUUUUUGUUAAUAGUUGUGUCCGUUCAAUUAUCCGUUUUCGGAUUACUUGCAGAUGAAAUAAAAAUUCAGAGCGAACAAAUUGGUUUAGCGGUGUAUUCAUGUAACUGGACCACUCAGUCUAAGCAAAUUAGAAAGGAAUUGACUUUUGUUAUCAUGCGCUCACAAAAAGCUUUAGUUCUACGCAUCGGACCUUUCGGACCCAUGACUGCAGAAUCUGUAGUAGCUAUAUUCAAGUUGGCAUAUUCGUAUGCUUCAUUUUUCUCUGGUAUAAAAUAAGUAUAAUAUAGUGUUUCCCCAUUCCAUGUUAUACUAAACCUAAACACAAGUUAUAUUUAAUGUUAAGCGUUCCUUGACUAUUAAUGCUUUUAGCUAAAAUUUUAAUAUAUGAGUAGCGCAAAUCAUAUAUUUAGUGUA